Molecule: messenger RNA, 4319 nt
Organism: Triplophysa rosa
Lineage: Eukaryota; Metazoa; Chordata; Actinopteri; Cypriniformes; Nemacheilidae
Gene: nacc1a
Product: nucleus accumbens-associated protein 1
Exons: 6
Coding region: 1047-2720 (557 amino acids)
Biological process (GO): regulation of transcription by RNA polymerase II
Molecular function (GO): RNA polymerase II cis-regulatory region sequence-specific DNA binding; protein binding; DNA-binding transcription factor activity, RNA polymerase II-specific
Source: RefSeq, a predicted model, not a curated record
AGGCUACGUGACAUCCGAAGACGGCGCGCGGGCGACUGUCCUCGGAUGUCCUGGCAAUUUGGCCGAAAUCUGAUGGCUUUGAGAUUUUGGGGGUAUUGUUUUGGGGAAGGUGUGCGGUGGGGGAUGGGCGCAGACUAAUGUACCAACAAAAAGUUUAACCACUUCGCCGACCUCACUGACAUGGCUGAACACUCGUGCUGGCAGAUGUUCCGGAGUCAGAUCUGGUUGUUGUGAAAAACGCUAUUUCACUGGCUCACUUGAAUCUGUUAACGGAAACGUUAUUGGAAGAUACCGCGUUGACUGUGAUUGAUGUUGUUGUGGCGCCGAGUAGUUAAAUCAUUUUCUUAUUGGCGGUGUGUAACUGACCCCCCCUACUGUCAGCGCUGGUUCAGUCUGGCUCGCCCCCGGUUCGUGCAUUUGUCCCGGGAUGACCUGUUGAUGUCUGUAAAAUAAUAUAAAGUGGGGGUGUCCGAACUAGCACGAAAUGGCUAUGGAACAUUAACUUUACAUUCCGCGGGGUGAAAAAGUAUGCAGCCGUGCACUGUGAAUAUGAUAUUAAUCCGCCAGCCUAUCCGUUGCACCGUUAAAGAUUCCCGAGUGUUGUAACUGAGUGGCGUGGAGAACGGGGCGAACACUCAUUUCAGCGGUAUGGUGUGCUCUCAAACCGGACCCGUCUAGGCCCGAGGAUGUAUGCACGCUCUCUCUCGAUGCGGUGCAUUGGCGAACGCGGGACAACAGCGGCAGAUGUGCACCGUCUUGACAAACUUGCUCGUUUUAUGUGAUCAUCGGUGCGUCGCGGCGAUUUCCCCCACCCCGCGCUGAACGCGUUUUCUCCGUGCCGUUUGUUGCUCGCUCGCAUGUAGGUGCUGCAUUUCUCACGGAGUGGGUCAUAGUGAGCGCGUUUGCCAUCAUUCUGCUGCCCCGGACCGUGCCAGUGGAGAACUCCGGACGGACGGGCAGAUUGACUGACACACGGUUUGCCUGCCGCCGCUAAAGCGUCAUAACACCGCUGUACGGAUUUCUGUGGCGGUGCUGGCCAUAGCGCCAUGGCUCAGACCCUUCAGAUGGCGAUCCCAAACUUUGGCAACAAUGUUCUGGAGUGUCUGAAUGAGCAGCGUCUGCAGGGGCUGUACUGUGACGUCUCGGUGGUGGUAAAAGGCCACACCUUCAAAGCUCACCGCGCCGUGUUGGCUGCCAGCAGCUCCUACUUCCGUGACCUCUUCAACAGCAGCGCGGGCAGUAAGACCUCCACGGUGGUGGAGCUUCCCCCGGCCGUCCAGCCCCAGAGCUUUCAGCAGAUCCUGGCCUUCUGCUACACCGGCCGCCUCAGCAUGAACGUAGGCGACCAGUUCCUGCUCAUGUACACGGCCGGCUUCCUCCAGAUCCAGCAGAUCAUGGAGAAGGGCACAGAGUUCUUCUUGAAGGUCAGCUCUCCCAGCUGCGACUCACAGGGCCUUCACACUGAAGAGACCCCCCCUUCGGAGCCUCAGAGCCCCGUUACCCAGACGGCCGUUACUCAGACAACGGCUAACGGAGGUGGUGCGGUGGCGGCCAUGGCAGCCAGUCGGCCCGCGUCCUGCUUGACGCCGUUGCCUCUCGUGUCUCGGGUGAAGACGGAGCAGCCGGAGGCUUCGCCCUAUUCGGUGGUGUGCACGCCGGUGGCCAAGCGGCUGUGGGAAGGAAGCAAUCGGGAAGGCGGAGGAGGCUCGGGCGGAUCUGCCGGAGGAGGGAUGAGGAAGGCGGCUCGGUUUUCUCAAGAGAUGCCACGUGGAAGCGCCAUCCAGCAGCAAGGUAGCAUGGGUCUCGGAAUGGGAACGGGGGGUCACAGCGGCGGCAGCACCAAUGGCAAUGGGACAAGCAGCGCCACUCCAGAAGGCACCAGCCCUGGUACUCUGAGCGCCUACGCCAGCGAUUCUCCCAUCUCUUACCACGACGACGAGGAAGAGGAGGAGGGGGUGGACGACGGCACUGAAGAGCAGUACAGGCAGAUCUGCAACAUGUACACCAUGUACAGCAUGCUCAACGUGGGCACUGCAGCGGGUGAGCGUGUGGAAGCCCUCCCCGACCACUCGGAGACGCGGCCCAGGAUGCGCGGGCGACAGGAUCUCGCCUCUCUCCCUGCAGAGCUCAUUGCCCAGAUCGGUAACCGUUGUCAUCCCAAACUGUACGAGGAAGGUGACCCCGCAGAGAAACUGGAGCUAGUUUCAGGCACCAGCGUGUACAUCUCACGAGCUCAGCUGAUGAACUGUCACGUCAGUGCAGGCACCAGACACAAAGUGCUUCUGAGGAGACUGCUGGCUGCUUUUUUUGAUAGGAGCACUCUGGCCAACAGCUGUGGAACCGGCAUCCGUUCCUCCACCAAUGACCCCAGCCGUAAGCCACUGGACAGUCGUGUGUUGCAUGCAGUCAAGUUUUACUGCCAGAACUUUGCCACCAGCUUUAAGGAGAGCGAGAUGAAUGCCAUCGCUGCGGACAUGUGCACUAACGCUCGGCGCGUGGUAAGGAAGAGCUGGAUCCCUAAACUGAAGCUACUGAUGGCGGAGGGCGACGCCUACGCCAAUUUCCUUCCAGACAGCAUCAAGAUGGAAGCGGACGGCAUGGGGGCGGAGCCUACCUAUGAAACGGCGAGCUUGGAGGGAGGCACUCCCGUGGAGACUGGAGGUUCCUCGGGCGAGUCUUUGCAGGGUGUGGGCGGAGACAAUGGCACUUUGUUUCAGUGAGUUGCCCAGCGAGGAAAGCCCUGCCCCAUCCCCUCUGCCACCCCACUUCCCACCCACCUCCUACCCUGCUGCGUGACUCUGGGCUCUGCUGCUUCUGCCUAGGAUGGGAAGGGAAGGGAGAGUCGGGUAGGAGAUUGGAGAAGAUGGCACAGUCUGUAAAGGCUAGUGUAAGGACACAAGGGGUUUAUGAUGGGGCACCAUUUUCUUUUCAAUUGUUUUUGUUUUUGCUGAAUAACCCUUUUUUUGCACAGAAAAAGUUCCCUUUGCCUCCAUGCUCUGCUAUAAAUAUAUAGUCACGAUACUAAGUACGUAAUUAGGACCAGAAAAAGUUUUCAGAUGUCUCGCACACACAAAAACAAACACUGAGGCUGAGGUUCCCUCAUUUCACUGUACUGAAAUUGAAUGUAUUAGUUUGUAGCAUCUGGCUAAGUGAGACUAGCCGAUUGUACUUGGCCCGAGAGAGAGAGAGAGAGAGAGAGAGAGAGAGAGAGACGGCAAAUGUGUUUGUCACAAGAUCUAAGGAACAGCAGAUGAAGAAAGCGAGGAGGAAAGGAGAAAGCAGGUUGCAUAUUCUGUCUCUCGUUCUGCCUGAAACGGAAAGAAUUCGAUAUCCUCCUCUCCUUUCAUUCCUCUCGAAAAUAUGUGGGAUAUUAUUGUGCCACGUUCUUUGUUUUAUGUCGACAUUUUUCUCCUCUCCCCAUCUGCUUUUGUACUGUGUGUGAUAUAUAAAUCCAGAGUUGAUGAAAGAUUAAAGACUGUAACGGAUAAAAAUAUAUUUAUCGCCUCGCACCUUUGAAGUGCGAGAGAUGGAGGGAUUGUUUUAAAAUCUCUAAUGUAUUUUGUUUUUUUCUUUUUGUUUUAAAUGUUUGUGACAAGACACCUUGCUUAGGGGCUUUAAAUGGAAACGGUAGGAAAUGGAAUAUUUUUGCAUAAGGAUUAUCAAAGAUUGGUGCUUGGCUUGACCCUCUUGAAUGAUCAUGCCUUCACCGGGCCUGAAUUGAUUGGUUCAGUCUGUUUGUUGCCAGUUUAGACAUAAAACUUUAGUCUGUUGAUUGGCGCCAUGGCUAACUAAUACAAACUCAAUGACAAAGAACUGGUUGGUUAAUCAGAUGUAGGCAGAUUCAACAUCAAAAAGUCAGAAUGACUUUGUAGGAAGCAAAUAUGUUUUUAGAUUUUUUUCUGUUAGUCUUUUAGCUUUCUUCCCCCUCCCACACUUCCACACACAACACACAUUUACAGCCCGGGGGAAAGGAGAAUCAUGCUUCUUAUUCUUAGUCACCUUACUGUCUUAAGGAUUGGGUCUGACUUUGUGUGUGUUUGGGAGUGGAGGAGGGUUUACAUUGCCUGUGUCCCAGGAGAGGAGGUGCAGAAUGAUUAAGCCCCUCCGUGGUGUCGCCCAUCUCCCUGUUUGGGCAGCUGUGUGCGCGCGCAUGUGAGAGUGUGUCUGUGCUCGCUUAGGCAAGCAUGUCUGUGUCCGCCCAAGUCACCAUCUGUAUACAUUCCUUGCACAUAGUUGGCAGUGUGUGUUUGCAUGUGGGUGAUGUGUUGAUCUGGGGAUUUAAGGUAUGUUUGUUUCUUUGUUUGUGCAUGGGAGGCACA